AGAUACAACACACAUAAUCCAACAACAUAAGGAACAAACGUUUUUAAUUUUACAACACAAAUUAUCAUAACUUAUGCAAAAAAUUACUUUGUGAGAGGAAGAUGAACCUUGACCUCUAGAUAGCCACUAAAAGUGAGGACGAAUGAUCUAUGAGGCGGCUCACUAUUCGGUUCCACCGAGGACUGCUGCUGAAAGGCGAAGGUGCUUAUCGCAAAAACAAAAGUUUUUUUUUUGAAGUGUUAGCUAGUGACUCGAAAGCGGCUAGGGUUUUCUUCAGUUAUAGAGCGGAACAGAGGAGAGGCGGCAUGCCUGAGAUAGUGAGGUUUUAAGGACGGAAAUCACAAGCAACAGCGUGAGGAUUGUCAUGGAUGUUGUCGCUUGGUCCUGCAAACUUUGUACAAAACUAGUAUGUAUCAUUGAAAUCCAUUUUUGACAAAAGAACUUGCACAUGAACAAAAAAAAUUACAUAGAAGUUGUUGACGUAUAAUUUGUAUACAUUUUUUUUUGUUGAGAAAUUUUUAACAGAGAAAUUCCUCACAUAACAUUUUUGUAUAGAGAACUUUCGAAUUUGUUGCGAGGAUAGAAAAUUAUUUCCACAUCAAAGGGUACUUGAGAAAAAACAUGUUUUGCUAGCCUCGUACCACAUGAAUGGAGAUGCAAGUCAGUGGGUUCAGUGGCUCGAAUACGAGUUCGAGAAUACAAGAUGGUGAUGUCAUGGGACAGGUUUGAAGUUUAGUUUUGGAGAAAUGAUGCGUAUUAUAAUUUCGUCAUUAUUAUUAUUAUUUUGUAGAAGAAUGACGCGUGUAUAUUUACUAGCAUCACCAUGACUUGAUACAUCCAACAUAUAAUAAUCAUUGUUAUAAAAACCUUAUCGGAUCAAUGGCAGGGGCAGUAGAAUCACUAAACCAGUUACAAUAAUGGUUCGGUUCUUUUGAUUGGAAGGCUAGAGAUGAACCAAAUGGUUUUUGAAGGUUUGACAUGAAACCAAAUGAACCAUCCCGGUUUAACUGGUUCACUAAUUCACUAUUUUAACCACAAACAUUAAGGAAAAGGACUUUAACGUAAACUAAGAUCAUCCAACCUCAAUCACUAAUUUUAUUUAUACUUCCUUUUCUUCAUUUCUCGGUCUCAUUGUUAGCUUUCUCUCGUCCAUUAUGGAUUGUCACCCUCAUUACUAACUAAAAUUUCAUAAGAGAAAAUUUAUGAUUUAUUUUGUGAGAUAGUUUGAAUACUUUGUUAAAACAUUUAUGCGAUAGAUGAUAUGGAUUUGCAUUGUUUAUGAUUAGUGAUAAAUUCACUACUAUUAACGAUAUAUGUCUUUUAUGUUAUAGCGCAUGAACGACUCUAUCAACGGUUAAUAAACGAUUCUAUAACGUUGAACCAUCAACCAUUAACUUUAUUGAUUCAACAUUCGGCCCAGUUCUGAAAACAUCGACAAUAACUAGUUAGGCUAACUGACACAAUUACCAAUUAGUACCUAUACUAGCUAUUACAACUCGAAUACUUUAGUCCUAUACUGAUAUCAAAUAAUCCGAUACUUUUUUUUUCUUUUGAAUAAGGGUGAUUGGUUUGUUUUUUUAGUUACUAUUUAGAGAAUUCGAACUUGUACCUCCCAAUCUAAAACUUGGGAUAAUAUCCUUGUUACUCAAUUAGCCCAAAACACUUACCGUUGUUAAACUAAUCCAAUAUGAUUAUUCGCUCUACCAGUGAUGCAGAUUAGUAUUAAUAUAUGUUAAUAUAUAAAUUAAUAACAUGUGAGUUACUAUUCAUUAGUGACUCUCACACUCCUCCGAGAGCAAGUGGAGAAGUUCCAAACCUUUCUUUUACCUCACUCUUCAUUCUACAACCUUUGUGUUUAGUUUUUGUUCGCUAGGUUUUUCGUCUAUGGCUUUUUCCACAAAUUAUCGCCUUUGUGUUUUAUUAUUGUUCGUUAGGUUUUGUCUAUAACUUUUUUCACAAAUCAUCGCCUUUGUGUUUGUUAUUGUUAGCUAGGUUUUCUUCUAUGCCUUUUUGCACAAAUGAUCGCAUUUGCUCAUCAUUUUGCAACUCAUCUCGAAAUAAUGUCUGCGGAAUCCUAAAUUGUUCCCCACCACAGUUUCCCAAGGCUGCUACCAUGAGUUUUGUAUCGGGACCGAGUUUCAUCCUGUUUAGUGUUUUUUACUUUCCUUUUCCCCUUUUUUGUUGAGCAUGAUCACAAUUGAGCCCACACACAUGUGUAUCCUAACUUGAUACAAAUCAUCGACUUUGCCCACCAUUCUGCAACCCAUCUCGAAAUACUAUCGGCGAAAUCCUAAGUUGUUCCCCACCAUCGUUUCAUAAGGUCGCUACCACGAGUUUUAUAUCGGGACCGACCGACCGAGUUUCAUCCUCUUUAUUGUUUUUUUCUUUCUCUUUUUCCUUUUUGUUGAGUACGAUCACAAUUGAACCCAAUGUCGCUACCGAAAAUCCAUACAAUAUCUACUCAAUGUUGGCGACUUUUAUAUCGGGACGGAUUUUCGUUCCGUUUGGUAUUUUUUAUUUCACUUUUUCCUUUUUGUUGGGGUCAUGAGCGAGUAUUAUCCGCUUUAGUAUUUUUUUUUAUACUUUUCAUUUUGGUUGAGAAUGACAAUUGAGUCCAAACGCAUGGGUAUACAACCUAAUUCAACCCGACCAAAGCGAUUUGAACCCAUCUUACAGGUUUUCGCUGGGAGCGAGUUUUAUCUGUUUUUGUAAUUGGUGUGUUGUGUCAGGUGUGAAUUUAUCCAAAACUCAGUCCAACCAGGUCAAAGCGAGUUGAACCUGUUGUUGACGAGUUUUGAGUCGAUAGUAAGUUUUAGAUUGAGUGUUUUUUAUUUUGUUUUUUCCUUUUGUUUGAGAAAGACAAUUGAACCCAAAUCCAUCGGUAUCCAACCUAAUUUGAAAAGAUCUAGAGAAUAACAAAACUAUAAAAAGAAUGAUUAAGAAUGAAAUAAAAUUACUUUCACUUUUUAGUUAACAUUAAAAUUAUUACUCUUUAAAAUAUUUAUUUUUUUUUAUACGCGGAACAAUAGCGAACCAGUUUUUGCUAUUUAUGAUAAAAGGGAACAUAUGAUAUCUGACGACUGACAUGGGAAGUAGUGAUCUUCCACAAGACGUUAGUUAUUAUUUUAUGACCAUGAUUGUCAUUAGAGAAGGCAAUAGCCCUUCAAAAGAAAAUCAGAAUGAAUCUCGUGGGAGAGUUAUUUUAUUAUAUCCUCCUUGGACUUUCAUUCGAUUUUCACAACCAAAUUCAUGUGCCUUAUCCCAGACGACCAGCAAAGUAGACAACAGAGCAGCCGCAGUGGAAAAUUUUGGCGCCAUGGAAACUUUGUUAUAUCCGCUCCUUUCAGAUGGAAUCCCCUUACAAAUUCAUUUCAGUUGCAGAGGGGGGGAAAUAGGAAGAGGAUCCAUCGAUCAUGAGUGAAGAAGGGACGGUAUGUGUGACAGGGGCUACAGGGUUCAUAGCUUCAUGGCUGGUCAAGCUUUUGCUUCACCGCGGCUACACCGUCAAAGCUUCUGUUCGUGACCCAAGCGACAAGAAGAAGACGGCCCAUUUACUUGGACUUGAGGGAGCAGCGGAAAGGCUCCAGCUCUUCAAAGCAGACCUGCUGGAAGAAGGCUCUUUUGAUUCCGCCAUGGAAGGGUGUGUUGCAGUUUUCCACACGGCUUCCCCUGUUUUCUUCUCUGCCGCUGACCCCCAGGCAGAGAUAAUUGAUCCUGCGGUGAAAGGAACCCUCAACGUUCUGAAAUCAUGUGCAAAUUCUCCUUCUGUAAAGAGAGUGAUCGUAACUUCCUCUGUCGCAUCGAUUUUCUACACAGGGAAACCGGUAAGCCCAGAUUCAGUGGCUGAUGAGACUUGGUUCUCCGAUCCAGAUCACUGCAAGGAACUUAAGGUUUGGUACCAACUUAGCAAGACCUUGGCUGAGAUAGCUGCGUGGAAUUUUGCAAAGGAGAAUGGAAUCGACAUGGUGACUAUACAUCCUGGUUUUGUAAUUGGUCCCUUCUUACAGCCCACUCUCUGCUCUUCAGUGAGCAUGAUUCUCAACCUGGUUAAUGGAAACCAGACUUACCCAAACUUCCAUUACUGGGUGGUUGAUGUUAGAGAUGUUGCAGAAGCUCAUAUCAAAGCUUUUGAGAAUCCAUUAGCUUGUGGAAGAUACUGCUUAGUUGAAAGUAGUGUGUCCUUCUCUCAUGUUCUGGGGAUUCUUCAUGAGCUCUACCCAACAUUGCCUCUGGCUGACAAAUGUGAAGAAAUCAAUACUGUGAAGCUGCCGGAGUUUAGGGCAUCCAAGGAGAAGGCGGAAGUGGGCUUGGGGAUCAAGUUCGUCCCACUAGAAGUGUCUCUCAAGGACACUAUUGAAUGUUUGAAGGAUAAAGGAUUCCUUCAUUUCUGAUUCAGCACCGAGUUUCGUACUAAAUGUAAUACGUAUAGGCAAGUUUCAAGACCCAAAUUGGUUGACAAGUUCAUGGGGAUCUUGUGCUUUCUACUGCGUGAAAGAUUAUGAAUAAAGAUCAGUUUCAUGG
Messenger RNA from Linum trigynum, 4521 nucleotides. The record is from the annotation of a GenBank genome assembly. NCBI's taxonomy places the organism in Eukaryota, Viridiplantae, Streptophyta, Magnoliopsida, Malpighiales, Linaceae.